AUGCCCGAAACACUCGCUAAUCCAUUCCCCUCACCCUCUUUCGAAAACCCAACUUCUAACCCAAAACUCGAACCGUCAACGGCCAUAAGGGAGGUAACAGAUGGCAGCCUAAAAUAUACACUCGAGCUCGGAAACAAUGACUCGCCGCCAUCCUACCAAGAAGCAUCCGGCGCCCCCGUUGAGCGGCACUCACCGCUCGGAUAUGAAGUCGGGGCCGCGACAAUUAUCUUCCUCAAUGUGAGCAAGAUGAUUGGAACGGGGAUUUACUCGACACCGAGUCCCAUCCUUAAGGGAACCGGCUCCGUCGGCCUAAGCAUGAUCUACUGGUUUCUCGGCUUCCUCCUCUCGCUUGCUUCACUCUGCGUCUACCUCGAGUACGCAGCAUACUUCCCUAACCGGUCUGGAUCAGAGGUCGUGUACCUGGAACAAGCGUAUCCAAGGCCGAAGUGGCUUAUCCCAACGGCGUUCGCAUUCCAGAGUGUGGCGCUGUCGUUUAGCAGUGCGAAUACCAUCGUCCUGGCUCGCUAUCUCUUCCGCAUAAGCGGGCACACCCCAACCGACUGGCAACUCAUAGGCGUCGCCGUGGCAGGCUACACCCUGGCAACACUCUGUAAACCCUCCCCCCCCCUUCCCGAUAUUCCCCCUUCCUACACAAUUCUCCCAUUAACCCUGCUUCACGAAGUCGUAAUCUUCCAUACGCGCUUCUCCUACCGCAUCUCCAACGCAAUCGGCAUCAUCAAAGUUCUCACUCUCAUUUUCAUCUCCAUCACCGGGUUCGUCGUGCUGGGCGGGCAUGUCAAAGCUGUCUCAGAUCCAAAAGCCAACUUUGUCGAUGCUUUUGUGGGACGCGCAACACCGUAUGGGUUGCCGAACGCAUUGUACAGGAUUAUUUUCUCUUAUACUGGGUUUGAGAAUGCGUUUAAUGUUGUUAACGAGAAUCCCGUCAAACAACUCCGGCGCAAUGGCUUCCUCUCCCUGACCAUCGUGGCCAUACUCUACGUCCUUGCGAACAUAGCUUACUUCAGCGCAAUCCCGAAAGAUGAGCUUCGCGAAGCCCGCGAAAUUGCAGCAAGCCUGUUCUUUCAGAGGGUAUUUGGCUCUAGCAAUGCAGUUCGCGGGCUUAACUUUCUCAUUGCACUCAGUUCCUUCGGGAAUUUGCUCGCUGUUCUGUUGGGCUCGUCUAGGAUGCUAAGAGAAUGUGGAAGACAAGGCGUUCUCCCUUUCCCCUCCUUCUGGGCAUCGACCCGCCCUUUCAACACCCCCCUCGGCCCCUACCUCACCAAGUACACCUUAACAGUCCUCAUGAUCCUGGCCCCUCCGGCCGGUGACGCCUUCAACUUCGUCACCGACCUACAAGUCUUCCCAAGUGCAUUCUUCAGCGUCCUUAUGGCAGUCGGGCUGUACGUCGUGCGCUACCGACGUAAGAGGCUGGGUCUUACGCGCAAGGACACCCAGUUCUGGGCAUGGGAUGUCGUGGUAGUGUUUAACAUCUUCGUUAAUUUGUAUCUGCUCGUCAUGCCGUGGUACCCGCCCGAAAAGGGACAGGGAGAUCUUCCUCCUUCUCUCCCCUACACUGCUCACGGUCGGAAAACUGACAAGACCAGCAUCAUCGGCUGCGGCGUCUAUUACUACCUAUGGAUCUGGGCGAUUCCCAGGCUACGGGGGUACUGCAUCCGCCAAGAGACGCUGGCAUUGGAGAAUGGAGCGCAGAGCCAUCGGCUGGCGAAGGUACCUGUUGCUGAGGUGGCACAAUGGGAUGCAACCCAUGAUGCAGUCGGCCGUUCAAUUGGCACCCAGGCGGGUAGCUCAUCGGGGUCUGGACCUAUGACUGGAUUGGAAGAACAACGUUGA
Thermochaetoides thermophila DSM 1495 is the source of this 1851-nucleotide messenger RNA. RefSeq names its product putative amino acid transmembrane transporter protein. The transcript has 6 exons. Gene Ontology annotation, molecular function: L-amino acid transmembrane transporter activity. NCBI's taxonomy places the organism in Eukaryota, Fungi, Ascomycota, Sordariomycetes, Sordariales, Chaetomiaceae. The coding region runs from base 1 to 1851 and encodes 616 amino acids. Gene Ontology annotation, biological process: amino acid transmembrane transport. Gene Ontology annotation, cellular component: membrane. The record is from RefSeq and is a predicted model, not a curated record.